GAGAUUCUCCUUUGGCUGCUUACACAGGAAACCAAGGCGGGGAGUGCCACGGGUGAUCUCAUGCUGGCAUGACGUCAAGAACCCUUGACGUCAGAAGGCGGUUGCCACGGACACCGUUCGCCACCGACGGCAGAGUCGUGAAACCCCAUCACUACCACACUCGUCUCCGUUUCGGCCUCUGCAGGGUGUAAGCUGCUAAAGAAGCUUCAACCUUAAGGGGGCCUCAGGGAGAGAGUUGUACUGCUGCCGCCGAGAGCUCCACCUCCGUGGCUCUGGGUCCGGGGCCCCGGCCUGUGGCGGCGAGCGGCGGCCGCUGGAGACGAGCGGCGGCUGCAGGCGGCCCGCCCGGGUCUAUCUCGCUCCGUGCAGGGCCGGGAGAGGGAUCCGCCAUAUUGGAGCCGGGGCCGGAGGUGCCUUGGAGCCGCGGCGCGAGGCUGGUGGAGGUGGCGGCCCUGGUCUGGAUCGGGGAGGAGUCGGCUCUGCCCUGGCCCGCAAGGCUGGGGAGCUAAUGAGGCGCUUCGGCUAGUCUCCUCCCCGCCCACUCCCUCCACUUUCUGCCGCCGGGACCCGGCUGGGAGCCGGCUGUGGCAGUGGUAGUGGCAGCGGCAGCGGCAGGAUGUUCUCCAAGAAGCCGCACGGGGACGUGAAGAAGUCCACCCAGAAGGUGCUGGACACCAAGAAGGACGCACUGACUCGCCUCAAGCACCUGCGCAUCGUCAUCGAGAAUGCAGAAUCUAUUGAUCUUAAACAGUUUUUCGACCAACAUUUUUCACAUAUAUACUAUGUGUUCUUUGAAAAUUUUGUGACUAUUGAAGCUAGUCUUAAACAGAAAGGUCACAAGUCUCAAAGAGAGGAAUUGGAUGCUAUACUUUUUAUUUUUGAGAAAAUUUUACAACUUCUUCCAGAAAGAAUUCAUCAGCGAUGGCAGUUUCAUAGUAUUGGUUUGAUUUUAAAGAAACUACUUCACACAGGAAACUCCUUAAAGAUUAGGCGAGAAGGUGUUCGUCUUUUCUUACUGUGGUUGCAAGCUCUUCAGAAUAACUGUAGCAAAGAACAGCUCUGGAUGUUUUCAUGCUUAAUCCCUGGAUUUUCAGCACCACAGUCUGAACAUGGACCUCGAACUUUAGAUAAUCUCAUUAAUCCUCCACUGAACCUUCAAGAAACUCAAGUCACUAUAGAAGAAAUCACUCCUCUUGUCCCCCCACAAUCAGGAGAUAAAGGGCAAGAAGAUCUCACAAGCUAUUUUCUUGAAGCACUUCUAAAAUACAUAGUAAUUCAGGUAAAAAGUUUAGAAUGGAAGAACAAAGAAAACCAAGAAAGGGGAUUUUCAUUUUUGUUUUCACAUUUUAAGAAAUACUACUUGCCUUAUAUUUUUCCAAACAUCUGUAAGGAAAACAGUUUAUAUCAUCCUAUACUUGACAUCCCACAGAUGAGACCAAAGCCACAUUAUGUCAUAAUAAAGAAAGAUGCUGAAACCAAUGAAGCAAUCUAUUGUACAAAGGAGCCUUUCAUUAAGGCUCGUGUUAUUGUCAUUCGUUGGCUGGUUUCUUUCUGGCUAGAGCCAAAACCACAUACAGGACCUCAUAUUCCUGGGAUGGAAGGUGAAGUCUUGCCAAAGAAUAUUCAGAGAGCAGCUGCUAGUUUAGUAUCCAGAGAAGAAAGCAAAAAUGAUAAUGCUGAUAAAGCAGACAGAACUACAGAACCCGAACAGUCUCAUUCCAAUACAAGCACUCUCACGGAGCGAGAACCUAGCUCAUCUAGUCUCUGUAGUAUUGAUGAAGAACAUCUCACAGACAUUGAAAUAGUUCGCAGAGUUUUUUCUUCUAAAAGAAGUAAUGUAAACUUUGUGACAGAGAUAUUUCGUCAGGCAUUUUUAUUACCAAUUUGUGAAAAAAAAAAUAUAAAAAAAAUGGUAAAAGUAUAUCAAGAAUGGAUCCAACAAAAAAAAAAACCAAAAAAAAUGCAAGAGCCUGAAGAAAUUGGGAUCACUUAAAAAAAAAACCCAAAAAAAAAAAAUGUCACAGACCAUGAUACUUCAAUGGAAAAAAAAAAAAAAAAAAAAAAGAUAAAAAAAAAUGGGACCAAUACUGCUGAUCUUGUUCGAAAAAAAAAAAAGGCAAAAAAAAGCUCCUACCAAGGUGCUCUUCAUAACGCCUAAAAAAAAAACACAAAAAAAAACAUACGAGCUGGUACACAGGCAGUUUUGCAGGUGUUUAUUAUAAACUCAUCAAAUAUAUUUCUUCUUGAACCUGCAAAUGAAAUUAAAAAUCUUCUGGAUGAGCACACAGAUAUGUGUAAACGCAUUCUUAACAUUUAUCGGUACAUGGUUGUACAAGUAUCAAUGGACAAAAAGACUUGGGAACAGAUGCUGCUUGUGUUGCUCAGAGUCACGGAGUCUGUACUGAAGAUGCCAUCACAAGCUUUUCUACAGUUCCAAGGGAAAAAAAAUAUGACCUUGGCAGGUCGACUUGCAGGACCACUUUUCCAGACCCUUAUAGUUGCCUGGAUCAAAGCAAACCUAAAUGUGUACAUCUCCCGAGAACUUUGGGAUGACUUACUGUCAGUACUGUCAUCGUUGACCUAUUGGGAAGAGUUGGCCACUGAGUGGUCACUGACUAUGGAGACAUUAACUAAAGUUUUAGCUAGGAAUUUAUAUAGUUUGGAUCUCAGUGAUUUACCAUUGGAUAAGCUGAGUGAACAGAAACAAAAAAAGCACAAAGGGAAAGGAGUUGGACAUGAAUUUCAGAAAGUUUCAGUUGACAAGUCAUUUUCUAGAGGAUGGAGUCGUGAUCAGCCUGGCCAAGCCCCAAUGAGACAGAGGAGUGCAACAACCACUGGUUCUCCAGGAACCGAAAAGGCGAGGAGUAUAGUACGGCAAAAAACUGUUGCCAUGAGAAGCCGAUCCAUUGGUGAAUGUGCUCUGCCAUCGGCCUAUAUACGCAGUGCUAAAAGUGCUCCUGUUCUGAUCCAUACUUCCAAACCCUUCUUGCCUGAUAUUGUUCUCACUCCCCUUUCUGAUGAGCUUUCAGAUAUUGAUGAUGCUCAAAUACUCCCCCGCUCAACUAGAGUCAGACAUUUUUCACAAAGUGAAGAAACUGGAAAUGAAGUUUUUGGUGCUUUGAAUGAGGAGCAGCCAUUGCCUCGAAGUAGCAGCACUUCUGACAUCUUGGAACCAUUCACUGUUGAACGAGCCAAAGUCAAUAAAGAGGACAUGAGCCAAAAACUGCCUCCUCUUAAUAGUGAUAUUGGCAGCAGCAGUGCUAAUGUUCCUGAUCUGAUGGAUGAGUUUAUAGCAGAAAGACUUCGAAGUGGUAAUACCUCGACUAUGACAAGAAGAGGAAGUAGUCCAGGCAGCCUUGAAAUUCCCAAAGACCUCCCUGAUAUUCUAAACAAGCAGAACCAGAUGCGCCCUGUUGAUGACCCGGGUGUGCCCUCAGAAUGGACUUCUCCUGCCAGUGCAGGGAGCAGUGAUCUUAUCAGCUCAGAUAGUCAUUCGGAUUCUUUCAGCGCUUUCCAAUAUGAUGGCCGAAAAUUUGACAAUUUUGGCUUUGGAGCUGACACUGGGGUUACGUCCUCUGCUGAUGUGGAUUCAGGUUCUGGCCAUCACCAGAGUGCUGAAGAGCAGGAAGUGGCUAGUCUAACUACUCUUCAUAUAGAUUCUGAAACAAGCAGUCUUAAUCAGCAAGCUUUCUCUGCUGAAGUUGCAACUAUUACUGGUUCAGAAAGUGCUUCCCCAGUCCAUUCACCUCUGGGCUCCAGGUCACAGACGCCUUCCCCUUCUACGUUGAAUAUAGAUCACAUGGAACAGAAGGAUCUGCAGCUCGAUGAGAAGCUCCACCACUCUGUUCUUCAGACACCAGAUGAUCUAGAAAUUAGUGAAUUUCCAUCAGAAUGUUGUAGUGUGAUGGCAGGAGGUACUCUGACUGGAUGGCAUGCUGAUGUUGCUACUGUAAUGUGGCGAAGAAUGCUAGGCAUUUUGGGAGAUGUAAAUUCAAUCAUGGAUCCUGAAAUACAUGCUCAAGUUUUUGAUUACCUCUGUGAACUUUGGCAGAAUCUAGCUAAGAUUAGAGAUAACCUCGGCAUUUCAACUGAUAAUCUGACCUCCCCUUCUCCACCAGUUUUAAUUCCUCCACUGAGAAUUCUCACACCUUGGCUUUUUAAGGCAACCAUGUUGACUGACAAAUAUAAACAAGGUAAAUUACAUGCAUAUAAACUUAUUUGUAAUACAAUGAAAAGAAGACAAGAUGUUUCUCCAAAUAGAGAUUUUUUAACACAUUUCUACAAUAUAAUGCAUUGUGGAUUACUUCAUAUUGACCAGGAUAUUGUCAAUACAAUCAUCAAACACUGCUCACCUCAGUUUUUUUCACUUGGUUUGCCUGGUGCGACAAUGCUUAUUAUGGAUUUUAUUGUAGCAGCUGGUAGAGUGGCUUCUUCAGCUUUUCUCAAUGCACCAAGAGUAGAAGCACAAGUUCUUCUGGGAUCUUUGGUUUGCUUUCCCAACUUAUGUUGUGAACUGCCUUCUCUUCAUCCCAACAUUCCUGAUGUUGCUGUGUCUCAGUUUACAGAUGUUAAGGAACUUAUAAUCAAAACUGUAUUAAGCUCGGCAAGAGAUGAGCCCUCUGGUCCUGCACGAUGUGUAGCACUUUGUAGUUUAGGUAUUUGGAUUUGUGAAGAACUAGUCCAUGAGUCUCAUCAUCCUCAAAUUAAGGAAGCUCUGAAUGUGAUUUGUGUUUCCUUAAAGUUUACUAAUAAAACAGUAGCCCACGUGGCUUGUAACAUGCUUCACAUGCUGGUUCAUUAUGUACCUAGACUUCAGAUUUACCAGCCUGAUUCUCCCUUGAAAAUUAUUCAAAUCCUAAUAGCUACUAUCACCCAUCUUUUACCAAGUACAGAAGCUUCAUCUUAUGAAAUGGACAAGAGGUUGGUAGUAUCUUUACUUCUCUGCCUUCUGGACUGGAUCAUGGCCUUACCUCUAAAGACACUGCUCCAACCAUUUCAUGCUACGGGAGCAGAAAGUGAUAAAACAGAAAAAUCUGUUCUCAAUUGCAUUUAUAAGGUUUUACAUGGGUGUGUUUAUGGAGCUCAGUGUUUUAGCAAUCCAAGGUAUUUUCCCAUGAGCCUCUCUGAUUUGGCAUCUGUAGAUUAUGAUCCUUUUAUGCAUUUGGAAAGUCUGAAAGAGCCUGAACCUCUGCACUCUCCUGACUCAGAACGAUCUUCUAAACUCCAGCCAGUAACAGAAGUGAAAACUCAAAUGCAGCAUGGAUUAAUCUCUAUAGCAGCCCGCACUGUUAUUACACAUCUGGUAAAUCACCUGGGCCAUUAUCCAAUGAGUGGUGGUCCUGCUAUGCUAACAAGUCAGGUGUGUGAAAAUCACGACAACCAUUACAGUGAAAGUACUGAACUUUCUCCUGAACUCUUUGAGAGUCCAAAUAUCCAGUUCUUUGUGUUAAAUAAUACAACCUUAGUGUCCUGUAUCCAGAUCAGAUCAGAAGAGAAUAUGCCUGGAGGAGGUUUAUCUGCUGGCCUUGCAUCAGCCAAUUCAAAUGUCAGAAUCAUAGUACGUGAUCUCUCUGGAAAAUAUUCAUGGGAUUCUGCUAUACUGUAUGGCCCACCUCCUGUAAGUGGCUUGUCAGAACCUACAUCUUUGAUGCUUUCGUUGUCUCACCAAGAGAAUCCAGAAGAGCCUCCAACAUCUAAUGAAUGCUUAGAAGAUACAACAGUAAAAGAUGGACUUUCUCUCCAGUUUAAAAGAUUUAGAGAAACUGUACCAACUUGGGAUACAAUAAGAGAUGAAGAAGAUGUUCUUGAUGAGCUCUUGCAGUAUUUGGGUGUUACUAGUCCUGAAUGCUUACAGAGAACUGGAAUCUCACUUAAUAUUCCUGCUCCACAACCUGUGUGCAUUUCUGAAAAACAAGAAAAUGAUGUUAUUAAUGCUAUCCUUAAGCAACAUACAGAAGAAAAAGAAUUUGUUGAGAAGCACUUUAAUGACUUAAACAUGAAAGCUGUGGAACAAGAUGAACCAAUACCUCAGAAACCUCAGUCAGCAUUUUAUUAUUGCAGAUUGCUUCUUAGUAUAUUGGGAAUGAAUUCCUGGGACAAACGGAGGAGCUUUCAUCUCCUGAAGAAAAAUGAAAAGCUACUUAGAGAACUUAGGAACUUGGAUUCAAGGCAGUGCCGAGAGACACACAAGAUUGCAGUAUUUUAUGUUGCUGAAGGACAAGAAGACAAACACUCCAUUCUCACCAAUACAGGAGGAAGUCAAGCAUAUGAAGAUUUUGUAGCUGGUCUUGGUUGGGAGGUAAAUCUUACAAACCAUUGUGGUUUUAUGGGAGGACUACAAAAAAACAAAAGCACUGGAUUGACCACUCCAUAUUUUGCUACCUCUACAGUAGAAGUAAUAUUUCACGUGUCAACAAGGAUGCCUUCUGAUUCUGAUGAUUCUUUGACCAAAAAAUUGAGACAUUUGGGAAAUGAUGAAGUGCACAUUGUUUGGUCAGAGCAUACUAGAGACUACAGGAGAGGAAUUAUUCCCACAGAAUUUGGUGAUGUCCUUAUUGUAAUAUAUCCAAUGAAAAAUCACAUGUUCAGUAUUCAGAUAAUGAAAAAACCAGAGGUUCCCUUCUUUGGUCCCCUUUUUGAUGGUGCUAUUGUGAAUGGAAAGGUUCUACCCAUUAUGGUUAGAGCAACAGCUAUAAAUGCAAGCCGUGCUCUGAAAUCGCUGAUUCCAUUGUAUCAAAACUUCUAUGAGGAGAGAGCACGGUACCUGCAAACAAUUGUCCAGCACCACUUAGAACCAACAACAUUUGAAGAUUUUGCAGCACAGGUUUUUUCUCCAGCUCCCUACCACCAUUUACCAUCUGAUGCCGUUGGCUCCUACCCAGAGAUUCUACCCAGUGAAACUCCCACAGCAACGCAGGUAGAUGGGGCUGACCUGGCCUCUCCAAUGUCUCCUCGAACUAGCAAAAGCCGCAUGUCCAUGAAGUUGCGUCGUUCCUCUGGCUCAGCCAAUAAAUCCUAAGGAGACAGCCCAACAGUGAUCAGCAGUAGCCACCUUAGCACGAACAUAGGGUUAACCCUUUCAGUCCUUUGUGUCUGCCAUAACAUGCAUGUUUCUUCCUGUACAUUUAUUUGAGAAAACACUGGAUUUAAAUAAUUUUAAAUAAUUUGUAGCUUAAUAUUAAAGAUUUGGGUUAUUUAUUGUUUCAUUUUUUUCCCACAGUCCAAGCUGCCAUAUUUUGAGGGCAGGGGGGAGUUUUAUUCUACACCCUUUACCUUCCUAGAUAAUUAUGUCUAAGUAGUUUUAUCUUUAAUUUCAUGGUUAACUUUGAGCCAAAAUACAAUUGGACAACUAGUCUCAUUAUUUAUUGUGCCCCAUUGCAACUUUAUGGUUCAAUAAAUAUAUAAUUUUUUACAAAUGUAAAAUUUUAAAUUUAAGCAUUUGUAAAGUUACAGCAAAAGAUGUACCUGUUAAUACACAGAAUGUGUACAGAUUAUUUAUGUUAUGACAAUAAAACACUCAAAAUAAAUGGUCUUUAGCAUCUCAAAUUCCAACUGAAAUCAUUUUAGUGUUAACUUUUCUUCCCAAAGCAAUGUCUCAUUUCUUGGCUGUGCAGGUGAUGCCAUGUUAUAUCCAAUAACUAGAAAAAUCACUGUGCUGAACUUUGAUUUAUGUUUAGCUUCCAAGUAUUUUUCUAAUGUUUUGCAUUUCAAGUGGUAUCACUGUUAAAUGCCAUUUGUUUUCAGAUUGUGGCCUUUUAUUAUUGGCUGCUAGAUCCUGGUGUAUCUAUGUUCUUUUUUAAGCACCAAAAAGAAGAUAGGGAAGAAAAGAAGGAAAAUUUUCUGAUGUAAGUAUGUUGUUCAAAUUAUGAGUAUUAUUUUUAAAAAAGGAAAAAGGAACGUGACCCAGGAGUCUAAGUUAAAUCUAAUAUUGUUAAUACUGAACUUGCAGGUGCAGGUUGGUAUACAUUCCACCCUCUAGAAGUAUUUUCUUACAGUAGAUAAGCUGCUCACAUUUUAUUUUGAAUGGGCAUCUCCUGAGGAAAUGUAGCAUGACAUUGGUACUAACUGCAUGUGUAAAUACAUCAUACUGGCAAACCAUAAAAUAUAAAUUAUGUAUCAUCAUUCAUGUAGUAUCUAUAAUUUGUAACAGUGGGGGAAAAAGGUGACAUGGUAUUUAAUAAUACAAUAAAAAUAUUCUUAUCACUUCCUA
Cercocebus atys (sooty mangabey) is the source of this 8209-nucleotide messenger RNA. RefSeq names its product Ral GTPase activating protein, alpha subunit 1 (catalytic) (gene RALGAPA1). The record is from RefSeq and is a predicted model, not a curated record. Gene Ontology annotation, molecular function: GTPase activator activity. Gene Ontology annotation, cellular component: nucleus; cytoplasm. The transcript has 42 exons. Lineage: Eukaryota; Metazoa; Chordata; Mammalia; Primates; Cercopithecidae. Gene Ontology annotation, biological process: positive regulation of GTPase activity; regulation of small GTPase mediated signal transduction.